AUGUCUGCUGCCAAUCGUGAGCUGAAUAAACGUUUGGAACGUCAAAAAUCAGGCAAACAGCAAGAAGAAAAACCAGCCAAUCAGUUUGUUGGAUCUUCAAAAAUUGAGAAACAACACCACCAUUCAAACGUACAACAUGAAGAUUCAGCAAGACGUGAAGACGAGUUUGUGAAAAGUAGCCGACCUUCAACAUCAUCUCAGCCUCACUCCCGAGCCAAUCAGCAUCCAGACCAGAUUAGUGCGGAAGAAAAAGAAAAACUAGAAAGUUGGAUUGGAGAACGGUGGACAGGCCGUUCCGAUUGGUUUAACGUGCGAAAAGGCUUUGGAUUUGUGACCUCGACGAUGGAAGGAGAACGUGGUGGGAGAAAAGUGUUCAUUCAUUACAAAAACAUAAGUGAGCAACAAUUUAAAAGCAUUAAAGACAACGAAGAUGUUGAGUUCACAGUUCAGUACAACGAAAAAGGAUUGUGUGCAACUAAUUUGACUGGAAUAGGUGGCAGUGCUCUUCAAGGACAUGUUGUUCGGCCAAUUAUUAGCAAAAAUAAGAAGAAUCUUAUAAAGUGGGUUUUGUGGUUUAUGUAA
Messenger RNA from Bursaphelenchus okinawaensis, 582 nucleotides. The record is from the annotation of a GenBank genome assembly. NCBI's taxonomy places the organism in Eukaryota, Metazoa, Nematoda, Chromadorea, Rhabditida, Aphelenchoididae.